Molecule: messenger RNA, 372 nt
Organism: Entrophospora sp. SA101
Lineage: Eukaryota; Fungi; Glomeromycota; Glomeromycetes; Entrophosporales; Entrophosporaceae
Source: the annotation of a GenBank genome assembly
AUGAAUAAAAGACAACAAUUCUUAACUUCUUUAAUUAGUGAAAUAAAUAAAUCAAAGCCAAAAAAACAAGCAAUUAUUAACAGACUAUCGGAAUUAGAAACUGAAACUAAAAAAGACUAUAAUCAUAUAAGUUAUCAAAAUGGAGGAUACAAAUUUAUUUAUUGUCACAAUUGUCUUCCUUUCACUGCUUAUAAAGUGGGCGAUUACAUAGAAAUUGACUUAGAAAUAAUGGCUAACAACAAAUUUAAGCAUGUCUUUAAUGAAAAUAAAAAUGUGAUCCAAGGAAUUUCAUGUGAAGCUAACCAACCCCCUCACAAUUUACCAACACUUUUUGUGGAAGAAAAUUUUUCGCAAGCAUUAACCAUAGGAUGA